AGAGGCGACCCCUGCGAUAAUAGCUAAAAAUGACAACAUCUUCGGUACUCUGUAGGUUCAUGGAAAAGACAAAAUGACAUCCAGCCCGCGUAAAUUUAGUGAGAAAAUUGCCUUACAUGCUCAAAGGCAAGCUGAAGGAAAUGCUGCCUUUGAUAAAAUAAUGAAAGAUGUAUCCAAUAUAAACAGAGAACCUCCGGCGCCAAUGUAUAGUGUUCGUGGCGCAAUACAUCCACAGUUACAAUCAAAUGCAUUAGGUGGGUCACUACCAAACGUUGCAAUGAUGGAUGCUGGAGCGUUCCAGGAAUGUUGUUUUCUCCAGAGUUGAAUUUGGUCACUUAGUAGCAGUGUGUACAGCAUG
Messenger RNA from Anneissia japonica, 358 nucleotides. Its product is annotated as CREB-regulated transcription coactivator 1-like. The coding region runs from base 74 to 325 and encodes 83 amino acids. The transcript is spliced from 3 exons. The record is from RefSeq and is a predicted model, not a curated record. Gene Ontology annotation, molecular function: cAMP response element binding protein binding. Gene Ontology annotation, biological process: protein homotetramerization; positive regulation of transcription by RNA polymerase II. Gene Ontology annotation, cellular component: cytoplasm; nucleus. Lineage: Eukaryota; Metazoa; Echinodermata; Crinoidea; Comatulida; Comatulidae.